AUGAAAUUCUUCCUUGUACUUUUUACGAUACUUCUGGGGCUGCUGGCGCUUAGCCAUGGGGAGCAUAUUCCACAGCUCAAAGGAAUGAAACAUCUCACAAUACCCUCUGCAUCCCUUGAGCAGCGCUCCUUCCUCCAAUCUUUCAAUGACAACCCGAAUAUUGAUUUCCUGAGAUUCACUCGUGCUGAACAUGACCCAAUCGACGUUCUAGUUACGGCAAGUGAAUUACCGAAUUUCAAAAGAGCUUUAAAUUCACGUUCAAUUGAUUACGAAGUGAACAUUGAGGAUGUCGCGAAAGCCGUAGCCAAAGAAAAGUACACGAAUGACAUGCGACGCAGGCUAUCUCCACUGUCAAGAUCUGCUGGUCGAAGACAACUCAGAGGAUUCAGCUACUAUCCACGAUUUGCAGAGAUUGAGAGUUACUUGAAGGAACUCACUCGACUCUACAAUAAAACUACUCAGCUCAUCGAAAUUGGUAAAAGUUAUGAAGGCAGGCCAAUCUACGUCGUGAAGAUCUCUAGUGGUGGAAAGAAUAAGCCCGCGAUCUUCAUCGACGCUGGAAUCCACGCUCGUGAGUGGAUUGCACCAUCAACUGCACUCUACGCACUUCAUCAAUUGGUGAACAAUAAAACUAACAGCAAGUUGUACGCAAAUGUUGAUUGGUACAUUCUUCCCAGUCUUAACCCUGAUGGUUACGAAUUCACUCACGCAAGCUACCGAUUCUGGAGAAAGACGCGUUCACCCAAUCCGAAUUCUAAAUGUGUAGGCACCGACGCUAACAGGAACUUCGAUCUUAAAUGGAUGACCAUUGGUGCAUCCAGCAAUCCUUGCGCAGAUACCUACGCCGGUAGCAAAGCAUUCUCAGAAGUAGAGACGCAAGCCGUCAGGAACUUCAUGCUAGCUAACAACAAUACUAUAAAGGUUUAUUUGACUCUCCAUUCUUACGGACAGUACCUGUUGCAUCCAUGGGGCUGGACUUCAGCUCUACCCGACACUGAACCUCUCCUUCGCAAAGUUGGCAUAAUGGCUGCCGAGGCUCUUUAUCAAAUUUACGGAACUGAAUAUGUUGUUGGAAGUUCCACAAAUGUCUUAUAUGCUGCUGCUGGCGGUAGUGACGAUUGGGCCCUGGGAGUUGCAGGCGUAGAUUUAUCCUACACCAUCGAACUGCCAGGUGGAAGAUUCGAUCCACCAGCUAGUCGUAUUGUACCUGUUGGCAUCGAAACCUUCGAAGCCUUCAAAGUCUUCCAGCAAUACGUGGAAGAAACAUACCCCCCUCAAAAUUUUUUUUAGUCUAUUUGUAUACUUUUGUAUCUUUUUUUUAAAGUCGUCUUUCUAUGAAAAUAUGAAUUCUUAUUAUAGAACCUUUAUUAUAGAAUAUGUAAUUGUUAGUGUAAAAUCAAGGGAUAGGAAAAGUGUGCUCACCGAGCAGAAGAUGUUUCUGACUUCAAUUAACUCUCUUACCAUAGAUUAAAUAGGCACUAGUGUAUCGAGCGUAGGCCCUUCCAGGCCCCCUCCACUGAACUAUAAGUAUCAAUGACUGUCGUAUAUUUUUGUUAAUAAAGCUAAAAUUUUUAGAUA
Messenger RNA from Diachasma alloeum, 1578 nucleotides. Its product is annotated as carboxypeptidase B. NCBI's taxonomy places the organism in Eukaryota, Metazoa, Arthropoda, Insecta, Hymenoptera, Braconidae. The record is from RefSeq and is a predicted model, not a curated record. Gene Ontology annotation, biological process: proteolysis. The transcript has 8 exons. Gene Ontology annotation, molecular function: metallocarboxypeptidase activity; zinc ion binding. The coding region runs from base 1 to 1290 and encodes 429 amino acids.